UGUAAUUUGCUUUUGAAAAAAUAAGGAUCAUUAAUCAAUUUGAGUGGAGCUAGGAAUUAAAGAGAUAAACUCACACACACACACGCACACACAUAUAUAUAUACACAAAGAAAGUUCAAAUCUCAGCCCAGUUGCGGAAAUAGAGUCUGACUCAUCUACCUGGAAGUGAGAUUGAAAGCGGCUGUGCUAUAGAGUUGUUCAAUAUCAAACGAAUUGAAAAAUCUUGAUCAAUGUCACAACACCAUAUAAGCGAAGUUCCCGUCGAGCAGAGAGAGAUUGGAAUGCUGGCUAAGCAUCGCGAACACAUCAUCGAUCAAAUCGACGAGCUUGUCAAAAGAACCAAAUACUUGGAACUUCUUAACGAGUGUCAGCGUCAUGGUCUGUUGUCACCCGGUAUGUGCCAGAAUAUCAAAGAAUAUACACCUGGUAGGAGAAAUGAGAAUGAGGAGGACUUACUUUUGGAACGGCAUAGACAACUGUUCAAAAAGUUAACCCAACGCGGACCCAGAGCUUAUGAAACUAUAAUUUCUGUGCUGGAAUCCUUGGACUGCAAAGAAGCUGCCAACGUACUCCUUUCUGUGGACUCUGGCAGCUUUGUGUCGUUGCGCGAGGCGAAUAAGUCACGAAGGCCUGGAAUGACCGUUGUGGAUGAGGGAGUGACCACGGAGGGUCUAGUUUUGAGCAAGGUCAGCAAGGAGAGUAAGUACCAGUACCUCAAUCCGAAUGAGCCCCUGGUACCCUACACAAAGCCCGUUCAGAAUUCGAAACGUAUUGUAAAGAAAUCAGACAAAUGUCAUGAGGACGCAGUUACAGGCACAUAUCCGAUGUGUUCUCAGUACAAUCGUGGCGUGUUAUUCAUGGUUAACAUUAUAGAUUUUCCAAAUCCCGGAGUAAUACGUAAUGGUGCCUUUAAAGACGGCGAAGAGCUAAUUCAUUUGUUUCGUGAAAUCGGAUUUACCAUCUUUCCAUAUAUCAAUCUGAAUAAGGAGCAAUACAUGCGCAUAUUGAAGGAACUUACGUCUUCGCAGUAUGUAGAAAACACCGAGUGCUUUGUGAUGGUGCUGAUGACACAUGGUAAUCGUGUGAAUCAGAUAGACAGAGCUGAAUUUCACGACGGCUCCAUAGCUAUGGUGCAGACUGAGAUCAUAGCACAUUUUCAAGCUAGUAACUGUAGAAAAUUGGCAAACAAACCGAAAAUACUGAUGUUUCCAUUUUGUCGAGGCCCUGAACCCGAUAAGGGAGUUGAAACCGAUGGCAGAUCUGCUGCGUCACCGAAACCUACUGCGCAACCGAAACGUAAUAUACCCACAUUGUCGGAUUCAUUGGUCUGCUAUGCCAGUACAGAGGGAUUCGAAACACUUCGGGAUCCCGAUACUGGCAGCUGGUACAUACAGAAAUUCUGUGAUGUUAUGGCUGAAUAUGCACACAACACUUCCUUCGAGGAUAUUUUGAAAAAAACACAGAGUUUGGUCCAAAAUAUGCGCACUGCCACCGGACAUCUGCAGACGGGGAAUUACAAGAAUAUCGGAUUCAAUAAAAAGCUAUAUUUUAAUCCCGGAUUCUACAAGUAGUUGAAGACUGUUAUAUUUGCGUAUUUUUGUACUGCCUAGUAUUGUAAUCUGCAUUUAUAUAUAAAUACUUAUCUGUGCUACAGUAAUUCCAAAUUAGCCCUCGUACAUAAUAAUAUAAUGUAAUGCUCAAUUUCUA
Messenger RNA from Scaptodrosophila lebanonensis, 1707 nucleotides. RefSeq names its product caspase Dronc (gene Dronc). The record is from RefSeq and is a predicted model, not a curated record. The coding region runs from base 231 to 1571 and encodes 446 amino acids. Gene Ontology annotation, molecular function: cysteine-type endopeptidase activity. Gene Ontology annotation, biological process: regulation of apoptotic process; proteolysis. The transcript has 2 exons. Lineage: Eukaryota; Metazoa; Arthropoda; Insecta; Diptera; Drosophilidae.